This is a messenger RNA of Chrysochloris asiatica (Cape golden mole), 447 nucleotides long. RefSeq names its product arginine vasopressin-induced 1 (gene AVPI1). Lineage: Eukaryota; Metazoa; Chordata; Mammalia; Afrosoricida; Chrysochloridae. The coding region runs from base 1 to 447 and encodes 148 amino acids. The record is from RefSeq and is a predicted model, not a curated record. The transcript has 2 exons.
AUGGGGACCCCAGCCUCUGUGGUGAGUGAACCGCCCCCUUGGCAGGCCCCAAAUGUGUCCCGAGGUCGCAAGCAGGCCUCAGCCAACAUCUUCCAGGACGCCGAGCUGCUGCAGAUCCAGGGUCUGUUUCAGCGCAGUGGGGACCAGCUGGCUGAGGAGAGGGCGCAGAUCAUCUGGGAGUGUGCAGGGGACCACCGGGUGGCGGAUGCCUUGAAGCGCCUGCGCAGGAAGAAGCCGCCCCGGCAUAAAUCCCUGGGUCACUCCCCCCACCACUGCAGCCGCCUUAGAGUCCCAGAGCUCCGCUCUCCACUGGUCGACCCACAGAGUGGUGCCGCAGAGACAGCCACCAGUGAGCAGUAUCCACACUCUAGGAGGACAAGUGCCAGGAUCCGCCAGAACUGGGGGAAGCCAGGCCCUGCAAGCUACCUCCACCAGAUCAGACACUGA